UGUGUUUGUGGCACCGUGUCAGUUACAUUGAAACAAAAGUGGUUCGGCGGCUGCCAGGGCUAGCAUCCCCGGCCCGCUUGCCACCGACUGUCGCCGACAUGGAACCCGUGGCCAGCAACAUCCAGGUCCUGCUGCAGGCGGCGGAGUUCCUGGAGAGGCGCGAGAGAGAGGCGGAGCACGGCUACGCGUCCUUGUGUCCCCACUACAGCCCCAGGGCUGUCUACAGGAGGAGGAAGCGACCCCUGCAAGCUCCUGGCGCGCUGAACAGUGGGCGGUCUGCGCACAACGAACUGGAAAAACGCAGGAGGGCGCAGCUGAAGCGGUGCCUGGAGCAGCUGAGGCAGCAGAUGCCCCUGGGGGUUGACUGUACCCGAUACACCACGCUGAGCCUGCUGCGCCGGGCCAGGAUGCACAUCCAGAAGCUGGAGGAGCAGGAGCAGCAGGCCCAGCGGCUCAAGGAGAAGCUUCGCAGUGAACAGCAAAGCCUGCAGCAGCAGUUGGAGCAGCUCCAGGGGCUGCCCGGAGCUGGAGAGCGGGACCGGCCACGAGCUGAUAGCCUGGACUCUUCCGUUCUGUCCUCUGAGCGCUCAGACUCAGACCAAGAGGAUGUGGAGGUGGAUGUGGAGAGCCUGGUGUUCGGGACUGAGACUGACCUGCUCCCGAGAUUCAGCUCGAGCCAGGGGCUUGGCUACUCACAGAGCCCCAGUACCUGGCUAUGACACUCACUGCCCGUGGCAUCCUUUUCUCUUUGGACUGAGCCUGCCAGGCAGGAGCACCACACAAGCCCCAAGGUCUGCUUAGAGACACUUGUUGGAGACUGGGAGGAGGCCAUGAAAUCUUUGUGUGGAAACAGGACUCUGUGUGCUCUGCAGCACAGCUUGAGCCCGUACCACCCCCCAAUGCCCCCAGGGCAGUUUCUGUAGCCCUUGACUCAGCUCUGCUGCCCCCCAUGGGGACAGGAGCCUGUAGACCUUUUGUUCCUGGGCAAAGCCCCAGGCCUCUGCCCAUACAUACCGCACAGUAUUUUCAUUAAAAUCCUCUUUUGUAA
Messenger RNA from Mesocricetus auratus (golden hamster), 1048 nucleotides. It is a transcript of the gene Mxd3, whose product is annotated as MAX dimerization protein 3. Gene Ontology annotation, biological process: regulation of transcription by RNA polymerase II. Gene Ontology annotation, molecular function: RNA polymerase II cis-regulatory region sequence-specific DNA binding; protein dimerization activity; DNA-binding transcription factor activity, RNA polymerase II-specific. The record is from RefSeq and is a predicted model, not a curated record. Lineage: Eukaryota; Metazoa; Chordata; Mammalia; Rodentia; Cricetidae. The transcript has 6 exons. The coding region runs from base 99 to 719 and encodes 206 amino acids.